AUGUGCGACCUCACCCCUUUGAGUAGCUGGAGGAACAUCCAGUCAGCAGGUCUUAUUAUGCUCUACAACGCUUUAUUCUCACUAACGGCGAUCAUGUUUUGUCUUAGCCUUAUCCUCGUGUACAGGGUCAGAGUUUUAGAAAGAGAUCUUUACAAACUCCGAGGGGACAUAAGUCAGCAAUUGAAUCAACAACGUUCUGAGGGAGUCCACUGGAAAUUGGCCAAGAUGUCUAAAACAAGUGAGGACAUGAAGCAAAGUGUUUUCCAAAGAGCUCAGAGUUCUCUGAAGAGCUUUUCUGGGAGAGUUAAAAGGGAGCAGAGCAGCUGCAGAGCUCCCACAUCAUUCCUGCAGUUAAGAGCAAUCGCUAGCAAACAACCAGACAGAAGAGGAAAUAUAACGGUGAUCCCCUGGACUGUUUCUGCGCAGCGAGGAAAUACAAUUUCACAGAGAGAAAAUAGGAUCGUUGUCCAAGAAGAUGGUUAUUACUUGGUGUUUGGACAAGUUUUGUUUGAAAGUCAAAGCACAGUUAUGGGUCAUGUCAUUCAAUGCUGGAGCUCCACUGAGGCAGAGACCAGACCUGUAGAGCUCUUGCGUUGCCUGCAGGAUAUAAAAGAGGGAGCUGAGGACAAUACAUGCUACACAGCAGGCACUGUGCACUUGCUACGGGGAGAAGAGCUGGAAAUGGUGAUCAGUGUUCGGCCAUCUGCACUCAUCUCUCUUGAGGCUGACUCAACAUUUUUUGGUGCCAUAAAGCUCAACUGAAAAAAGCCCAAGUGAAUAAAUAUCGUUACUGCAGGAAGUGGGAAACUGACACUGAACUGUGUGAAGGGAUUGUGAUAAACUGCUAUC
Cyprinodon tularosa is the source of this 849-nucleotide messenger RNA. RefSeq names its product tumor necrosis factor ligand superfamily member 13B-like. Gene Ontology annotation, biological process: immune response. The record is from RefSeq and is a predicted model, not a curated record. The coding region runs from base 1 to 762 and encodes 253 amino acids. The transcript is spliced from 6 exons. Lineage: Eukaryota; Metazoa; Chordata; Actinopteri; Cyprinodontiformes; Cyprinodontidae. Gene Ontology annotation, molecular function: tumor necrosis factor receptor binding; receptor ligand activity. Gene Ontology annotation, cellular component: membrane.